AUGAGAACUUUUCUUGUGUCCACAUGUAAUCUAUCAGCUUUAACAUGCUUAUGUUUAUCAGUCAUUGAUCAAUAUUUUGCUACAUGUACUCGUCCGCAAUGGCAUCGAUAUUCCAAUAUUCGCAUUGCACAUCGUGUGAUAAUAACAAUCACAUUAAUUUGGUGUUGUCAUGCAAUACUUUUUCUUAUCAAUUUCAAUCAAUUAUCACCAAUAAAUCCAUCGAUCUGUAUUGCAUCAAAUUUUAUAUUUCUUCAAUAUAAUGUUUAUUUAUAUUUUAUAACAUAUGGAAAUCUUUUUCCAUUAAUAGCUGUAGUAUUUGGUUUGUUAGCUUAUCGAAAUGCUCGAACUUUAUUAACGCGAACAAAUCCAAUUAUUCGACAAGAAUUAGAUAAACAACUGACUACAAUGGUUCUUGUCGAAAUAUGUGUUUAUGUUUGUACUUAUACACCAUUUUCAAUAGUCAAUUCAAUAUCAUCAUUAAAUACAAAUAAGGAACCAAUUUUUCUUGCUAAAUUAAGUUUAGCUAAUGCAAUUGCGUUAACAUUGAGUUUUCUAAGCAAUGGAAAUUCAUUUUAUACCUAUGUUUGUGUUUCAAAAAGAUUUCGUCGACAAGCAAAAUAUGUUUUGUAUGACCUGUUUAUCAGUAAAUGUGGACGAGAAAAUCGAAUUAUUCCAGUUAAUACGGAGAAUCCAGCAACAACAGGAUGA
Messenger RNA from Adineta ricciae, 708 nucleotides. Lineage: Eukaryota; Metazoa; Rotifera; Eurotatoria; Adinetida; Adinetidae. The record is from the annotation of a GenBank genome assembly.